AGUUCUCGAAAAAUCUAAAAGGAAAAUCAUUCAAUUACUUUCUUGACAAAGGCACGAAGCUGCAAACGUUUACUUAAACAGGCUCUCGCGAUCCAACUUUAAAAAAACGACUCACAAUGAAUGGACUAUUCCCUAAGGAUACAAUUAAGAUCACAGCGGAAACUGUUGGGGUUACAAACUUAAAAGACAAAGUGGCUGCUGCGCUGGCAAACGAUGUGGAAUAUAGGGUCCACGAAAUAAUACAGGAAGCGAACAAAUUCAUGCGUCACUCAAAACGCACGAGACUUACGGGAGAAGAUAUUAAUAAUGCUUUACGUGUUCGUAACGUAGAUCCAUUAUACGGUUUUAGUCUGAAUGACAAUUCAAAAUUCCAACGUAUUACGAACAAUCAACACGAUCUUUUUUAUGUUGAAGAUGACGAAUGGGAAUUCGAAAGCGUUAUUAGUUCGGCAAUGCCUAGAGUUCCUACUGAUGUUUCUUUUAGUGCUCAUUGGCUUGCGGUAGAAGGUGUACAACCAGCAAUACCUCACAAUCCAACUCCACCUCCACCGCUUGAAGAAGAAUCCAAAAUGGAAGCACGCAAAAAAUACGUACCUAAAAAUGAUGAUUUACAAGUUAAAGCUGGAUUACCUGUUACAAACAAUGUUGAAGUUAAGCCUUUGGUACAACAUGUUUUAUCCAUGGAACAUCAAAUUUUUUACGAAAAAGUUACUAAAGCUAUGAAAAGUGAGGACUCGAGAGAUUCAAAAACAAAAGUUAAUGUUCUUAAUAAUCUCGAACAUGAUACCGGAUUAGCUCAACUUCUUCCAUAUUUCAUACAAUUUAUUUGUGAACAAAUUGGAAUACACGUAAGGAAAAACUUUAAUGUUUUAGAGCCAAUGUUGAAAAUGGCCGAGGCUUUAAUUAACAAUAAAAGUCUUUACUUGGAACCCUAUCUGCAUAAUUUGAUGCCGGCAAUAUUAACCUGUGUGGUUAGAAGGAAAUUGGGACUAUCUAUGGGAGAGAAACAUUGGUCUUUACGUGAAUUAGCUGCACGUAUCCUUGCCAAAAUAUGUGAUCGUUAUGGCGGAAGUUACAAUACUCUUCAACCUCGAAUUACGAGAAAUUUAAUGAGCUGUUUUAUGGACACUAGUAAAUCUUUAUACACUCACUAUGGAUGUAUAGUUGCUAUGGGUGCUUUAGGCCGUGAAGUGAUUAGGACCAUAUUAGUUCCAAAUUUGAAAACUUACGGUGAUUUACUUUCAACUUAUGCGAAUGAUAUUGAUCCAAUAAAACGUGACGCUGCUGCUAGAUGUUAUAAUACUAUUGUGGACAAAUUAGCGAAGUUAAAAGAAACUGUAGAUCCCUUGAUUGAUAUUGAAUUACAAAAGACUCCGAUUGAUGAUUUACGUGAAAGAUUAGAAGAUAAGAUAGGCAAAUAUUUUGCGGAUGGUGUACUAAGACAGAUUGGCGACGAACAUGUCAUUAUGGCAAUAAUUAAUUCUUAGAAGUUUGUCAUACAAAGUUAUAACUUUAUUUUCACCUUCUUCUGGAAUUAUAUUUAAGAAUCACAGUUGUUAACACGUAUAACACGUAUAAUAAUAAAUUUUUUUGGAAAUAUCAUAUUAGUAUAUAUAUGAAAUUUCAAAUUAUUAUUUAUUAUUAUUAUUAUUAUU
Rhizophagus irregularis DAOM 181602=DAOM 197198 is the source of this 1655-nucleotide messenger RNA. RefSeq lists its product as uncharacterized. Gene Ontology annotation, molecular function: RNA polymerase II general transcription initiation factor activity; protein heterodimerization activity; transcription coactivator activity. The record is from RefSeq and is a predicted model, not a curated record. Gene Ontology annotation, cellular component: SLIK (SAGA-like) complex; transcription factor TFIID complex; SAGA complex. Gene Ontology annotation, biological process: RNA polymerase II preinitiation complex assembly; transcription initiation at RNA polymerase II promoter. Lineage: Eukaryota; Fungi; Glomeromycota; Glomeromycetes; Glomerales; Glomeraceae.